Molecule: messenger RNA, 550 nt
Organism: Theobroma umbraticum
Lineage: Eukaryota; Viridiplantae; Streptophyta; Magnoliopsida; Malvales; Malvaceae
Source: RefSeq, a predicted model, not a curated record
CAUGAGUUUGAACCGAAGGACAGGGAUUGUUGAUUUGGAUGGAAGACUAUCAUGCGGAAAAGCUGAUGCCAACCCUUCUUAUUCUCUCAAACCAUCAUCACCCUCAUUACAACCGACACCACAAAGGACCCAAAGUGGUUCAUGGCUAUCCUCAACGGAGACAAAUAAUUUGAGCAUAUCAAGCCAUGGAAAUGGCUUGACUUUUAAACCUAAUGAUGUUAAGGUGGAUGGAGACAAGGCAGUCCUCCAUGUGUCGGAUAGAAUGAAGGAGAGGUUGGAUUCCAGCUCCUUGUCACCUUCAGACAUGUUCCUUAACCUUGAAUUCACCCUCGGAAGGCCAAGUUGGCAAAUGGACUACGCUGAAUCUUCAAAUGAGCUAACCCUUCUCAAGUGUUAGACACUAUAAAACCAGCUAAUAUGAUGUUUUUUCCUGUGAAUUUCGGGGGGGAAAUAUCUAACUUUCAUGAACUAGCUUGUUCCAUGUUCUUUAAAUUUUGUCUGGAAUGAGAAAAAAAGGGUGAAAAAAAGCGUCUGAGUACUCUUUAUCACA